Molecule: messenger RNA, 774 nt
Organism: Colossoma macropomum (tambaqui)
Lineage: Eukaryota; Metazoa; Chordata; Actinopteri; Characiformes; Serrasalmidae
Gene: tnni1b
Product: troponin I type 1b (skeletal, slow)
Exons: 9
Coding region: 97-657 (186 amino acids)
Biological process (GO): muscle contraction
Cellular component (GO): troponin complex
Source: RefSeq, a predicted model, not a curated record
GAGGAUGGCUUAAAAGGAGACAUUGUUCCAGAGCAUCAUCCUGUGGUGCAUCACUCCCCUCACGCUGCAUUCAGAGGUUGAAUCCACAUUGUAAAGAUGCCUGAGCAGGAGAAAAAGUCCAAGAUUUCAGCCUCCCGCAAGCUGAUGCUAAAGAGCCUGAUGGUUGCUAAAGCUAAAGAGGAGCUGGAGCAGGAGCUGAUAGAUAAGGAGGAGGAGAAGCAGAGGUAUCUGGAUGAGAAAGUCCCUGCCCUACAGACCAGCGGCAUGUCCUUCGCGGAGCUCCAGGAACUAUGUCAAGAGCUUCAUGCCAAGAUAGACGUGGUGGAUGAAGAGCGCUACGACAUUGAAGCCAAAGUGUUGCAUAACACCAGAGAGAUAAAAGACCUAAACAUCAAAGUUCUGGACCUGAGGGGGAAAUUCAAGCGGCCUAACCUGAGGAGGGUGAGGGUCUCAGCAGACGCCAUCCUGCGCUCACUCUUGGGCUCUAAACACAAAGUGUCUCUGGACCUUAGAGCGAACCUCAAAUCAGUCAAGAAAGAGGACACAGAGAAGGAAAAGACAGUGGAAGUAAGUGACUGGAGGAAGAACGUGGAGGCCAUGUCUGGAAUGGAGGGCCGCAAGAAGAUGUUUGAUGCCGCCAAGGGGCCGACGCAGUGAACGAGUCAUGGAGCUGAGACUGAGGAGGUUGAGAUGCUGAGAUGCUGAUCUGCCUUUUGAAGCCAUGCAUUACUAACUACACAUUAUUUAUGUUUAUAAAUGUAGUAUUCUUACUGU